AUGUUUGGAGUGAGAAGAGAGGAUACGGAGGCGGACCAGUUCCUCAAGUCGCACCUGCUGGAGAGGAAAUGGGUGCGGGACGAUGAGGGUGAUGGGGAGGGGAUGGAGUGGAGGUGGACUGUUGAUGCACCGUAUCGUACCCGGAAAGUCCUUUUCUUUGCCCCCGUCCCAACCCCACUAAACGCUUCCGCACUCUAUCACACUCUUCUCAACUCUUCCUCACCGCUCUUCACCGCACGGCAGGACGCGGCGUACGAGGGGCUGCUGGGCGGGCCGGAGGUGGACGAGGAGGACGAGGAGGAGAUUAAAGAGCAGGAUGAGUUUGAGGAGCUCUUCAACUUCCGCUACGAGGAGCCUGGCGGCGCGUUUGUUGCUACUUAUCCCAGGGAGAUUGAGGGAUCUGUGCGGCGUAAGAUGGAAACGAGGAAGCUUGCGAGGAAGGCACGGGCGGAGCGGAAGGCAGCACUGGAGGCAGAGAGGCAGGCGGAGCUGCGACGACUCAAGAACCUCAAGAAGCAAGACAUCCUGGAGAAGCUGAAAAAGAUUAAGCUCGUUGCCGGGCUGGGCGGAGGGGACGGGGACGGCGGCGGGAAGGGAGGGAAGGGCGACCUCCCAACCCGCUUCAAGUACCAACAGGUCAAGCCCAACAACUACGGCCUCAAAGUUGACCAAAUCCUUCAGCUAAGAGACAAGGAUCUUAACCAAAUCGUAUCACUUAAGAAGCUCGCUCCGUACCAGCCCGAGGAGUGGGUUGUGCCUAAGUGGCGGCGGCGGCAGGUGCUAAGUGCGGCGCUUAGAGCGCAGCAGGAUGAGGACGGGCGGAGGAAGAGGGAGGCCAAGGGGAGGAAGAAGGGGAAGGGGAAGGAUGGGAAGGGGAAGGGCAGGAGGGAGCCGUUUAUCAGGUUGGAAGAGGAGGAGAAGGAGGAGGUGGAGAGGGGUGGGGAGGAGUUGGAUGCGGGUGGGAGGGAUGAGGAGGCGGAGGAGGGGGAGGUGAAGGAGAGUGAGGGAUCGAGGGAUGGGGGGGAUGGGAAGGGGAAGAGGAAGAGAGGGAAAGAAGGGAAGGAGAAGAAGGGGGAGGGAGAGGAGGUUGAGGCUGAUGGAAAGGAGGAGGACGAGGAAGGAGUGGGAGAGGGGGCGGAGGAAGGGAAGAAGGCAAGGAAGCGCAAUAGAAGGAAGAAGCAGCAGGAGCAGCAGCAGCAGGGGGAGGGGGGAGCAGAAAAGGCACAUGGGCAGCAGGAGAAGAACAAGGAGAAGCAGCAAAAGGACAAGAAGGACAAGAAGGCGAACGGUGGUCAGGGACAGGGGACAGGUGGUGGAGCAGAAGGGGAGGAUGCGGGUCCGAAGUUGAGCAAGGCUGUGAAGAAGAACCUGCAGAGGAAGCAGAAGAGGCAUGAGAAGAUGCUUCUGGAAGGGAAGGACGGCAAGCAGGCACUGUCGGUGUCGCGACUGCAGUCGUACGGUGUGAUUCCGGUUGAGAAGGAGAAGAAGGGCAAGGAGAAGGGGGGGAAGAAGGGGAAGUAG
Molecule: messenger RNA, 1521 nt
Organism: Closterium sp. Yama58-4
Lineage: Eukaryota; Viridiplantae; Streptophyta; Zygnematophyceae; Desmidiales; Closteriaceae
Source: the annotation of a GenBank genome assembly